Saccostrea echinata is the source of this 4434-nucleotide messenger RNA. RefSeq lists its product as uncharacterized. NCBI's taxonomy places the organism in Eukaryota, Metazoa, Mollusca, Bivalvia, Ostreida, Ostreidae. The coding region runs from base 1 to 4032 and encodes 1343 amino acids. The record is from RefSeq and is a predicted model, not a curated record. The transcript is spliced from 2 exons.
AUGGAUGCAAACCCAUCAAUCCCUCACCAGCCACAAGUGUCACAUAGCCAGCAGAUAGAAUGUGACCUUGAGAGCUGUGACCUUCACCCCAUUCAGCCAGUCAAUGUGAGGCUCUCCACCUACACCCGACACUCAAGUCCAUCUCCUCUUAGGAUUCCAGUGGAUGGAAUUUAUCAGUCCAAAGCUGACACAGCAACAGCCAAUGAACCACUGAAGUCAACAACAACAUCUCCAAGGAGGCCUAGAUACAGAAUGCCAAAAUCUCAUCAAAUAUCUCACUGCCAGAUUCUUGAGUCCAGUCCUACUCCCUUGAGACUUGAUAACAGAUUACGUUAUCCACAGUAUCUCACCAGAUCUCAUACCAGACAUCCAUCACCUCUCACAUUGAUGAAUCUUCACCUGGGAUCAAGAUAUCUCACCCGAUCUCGAGUGAAGUUGUGGAAGCAGAAAGGGAAACAACCAUGUCCUAUCCAUGGAAAAAUAAUUCGAAGACAGCUUCCUCGACACCAAUCCACACCAAAGCUUCAGCUUGGACCUGCCUCCCAAAAUCAUCAGCCUAGUCCUGUGGAGAUUAAAGCAAGGCAAGGCCUCACCAAAAUCUUCUCCAGUAAUGUUCAACAAAGAAGUGGACAUGCAGCCAGCUAUGUACCAACACCUCAAAGAAUGAAGGCUAAUCCAAAAGAAAGGGAAACCACACCUAGAAAGAAAGGCCUUGUUACAAAGAUAAGAAAAUUUGCCUCCAGGGUCCAGAAGAGUGUCUCUAAGGUUGUCCAAAGAAGACAGACUAUAGAUGUGUCAGAUUCCUCCAAUGUUCAACAGGCCAGUGAUGUCCAGUGGGUUGAGCUGAACUCCAGGCAGAAGCAGAACUACUUCACUGGUUCAACAGAGGAUCUGGACUCCAGUCUACCUAUUACAUGCUUCAGGGCAAAAAAAGUAAAAGUCACCAAACCAAACCCUUCCAAAGCCCACAUCAGAAGAAUGAUGAAGGAGAAACAGAAGAGGGCCCUGUCUACACCUGCCAGAGCCAAAAGACUUUCCAUUCUACAAUCACCCAGCAAGAUGCCAUUUGACAAGCCAUGUGAUGCCUCAGUAGAUACCACUACUCAGCAGGAAACCAAUGGAACAACUGAUCACAACAUUGUUACAUCACCAGUCAGCCUUGCUACAACUCAAAGGCCUUCUCCAAAGUCAGAGGACCAACAACUCAAAGUACCACCAAUCAUCAUCAAGAAAACUGCUGUAGUGACAACAAAGCCUAGCAUGGAAACCCAGAAAGUGCCCCCCAUUGUCAUCAGCAGGACAAACACUGUUGUUAAUCCUCUUACUCCUCCAACCAUGGACUCAAGCAGCCAGGAAUCCUCAUGUGACUCCUCCUGCCUGACAGAAAGCAGCCACGCAUCUUCACAAGAUUCACAGGAGCAGGCAACUAGCGCUUCAUCUACACACAAAGUAUAUACCACUGUUCCACCACGUCAAAGGGAUUACACAUGGAUAUCACCAAUCAUACGAUCCAAAGUACAGAGAUUUGUAGAAGGGUCAACCACUGAGUUGUCAUCAUCACAAGGACAGAACUUGCCAUCUACCAUUAGUCUGCCCGAGAAAGCUCCAGUCAACUCUCAGAGACAAACAGUAUGUCCAGCCAUCCAAAUAGCCAGUACAGAAGGAUCAGCAUCAAGGCAGCCUGUACAUGCAACUCAACUGGAAUCCUCUGCAAUAAGGUCUACAAUGGGGCCAUCAUCUUCAGCCACAAUGAAACCUCUACUAGUUGUAUCAACCUCAGCCGCAAUGAAACCCCUUCCAGUGUCAUCAACUUCAGCCACAACGAAACCUCAAUCAGUGCCAUCAACUUCAGCCACAAUGAAAUCUCUACCAGUGUCAUCAACUUCAGCCACAAUGAAACCUCAAUCAUUGCCAUCAACUUCAGCCACAAUGAAACCCCUUCCAGUGUCAUCAACUUCAGCCACAAUGAAACCUCUACCAGUGCCAUCAGCUUCAGCCACAAUGAAACCUCUACCAGUGCAAUCAACUUCAGUCACAAUGAAACCCCUACCAGUGGUGUCAUCAACUCCAGCAGUCUUGGCAUCCCAAAGCAUGUCAUCUACUUCAGCAACAGGUAGACCUCAACAGGAUCCAUCCAAUUCCCUGCUGUUGUCAGAUACUUUUCAAUCAGCUUUGAUUACCAGGAGUAAUGUGACAAUAAAAGAGGAGGCCAGAAACUACCUAAGAUACAUCUACAAGUUUGGGAAAACGAAGGAGCAAAUGAUAGAUUUACUAUCAUCAACACUGAGACGUUUUGUUAAGCAUCAGGACACAUACUUGCUCAUACUUAAUCAUCUCAUUCAAAAUGGUUCCUUGACGCAACAAGAUGUCCUGCUCAUCAAACUUGCAAUUCAACAGAGGAAGAAUGCAGAUGCCUCAGCCCAACAGAGAACAAACUCAGCAUCAUCUCAAGGGAACUCCACUUCUCAUCCUUCAGUAACUCAGCAGUCAUCAACACAAACAGCUCAGAUGAUCAAUCCACUUCAGAAACCACAGCAAGCACAACAACUGACUCAUGCGGUGCUUCCACAGAGGGAAAGAACUCAGCAAUCCCCAGCACUUAGUGUUCCUCAGUUUCCACAGAUGCCUUCACAGAUGUUUCCAUCUCAUCAAAUUCCUGCUCAGCAACCAUUCCAGAUGUCUAACCAAUCAACAGUGCCCCAGCAUCUUCCAUCACAGCCAAUCAGCUCACAGAUGUUUCAGUCCAAGCCCAUGAAUAGUAUGGUACAACCUUCUCAAGAGAUUUCUGUACCUGUGGCAAACAUCCAUACAAGUCAGCUUCCACAACCUCAGGAGAGACCUUCAUCGCUACAGAUUCCACACUCAGUGAACACUUCUCAGCAGAUGCAAUCCAUGAUGCAGAAUCCUCUGCAGAGGACUCAGCUGCCAUCUUUUCAACAGGGGCUACCACCAGGACAGCUGCCUUCACAACAGAGGUAUACAGAGACACUUGUCACUCCUUCAGUGUGUUAUCCACAGCAGUCAAAUUUACUGGCUCCAUCAUCCCUCCAAGCAGCACCAACAGGGGCUACGUCUGUACCUCCACUCUUUACGCUGUCCUGUUCUGUAAACCAUACAGCAGAGCCACCUAGCUGUCAUUCAGUGCCAAGCCCUCCUAGUACCUCAACAGCUUCCUCUGUUUCAAAGGAGGCUUCCUCUGCACCACCUGGUCCAAUUCACCAAGUACCACUCUCCACCACCAGUGUUGCUACACAACAUCCAAGAAGUCUCUUAACAAAUCCAGUUGAUUGUCAUAUUUCGGGAUCAGUGACCUCCAGUAACCAAGACAAACCAACAACUGCCUUGGCAAUGAUCAUCCCAAGCAUCCGGGUCCAUCAGAGUGAGCAGACUCUACAUGAUGACAUCAGAAUCCUCACUGCCACAUCCUCCUUGUAUCCAAAAUCUAAGAAGCGUUUGUUUCCAGAGGAAUCUGCUGCAGAGGACACCAACCAAUUUCCAUUGAAGAAAAGAAAAAUUAGCUACUUGGACCUUCAUGCCCAGAACCGAGCCUGGACCUCUGCAAGCAUCAAGUCAAACCCUGAUGAUUGCAAGCAAUGUGAUGGAAUCAACGAGAUCCUACAUGAGACUCCAGAAAACCUCGACAGAAUCUGGAUCACCAGGCCGACCGAACGUGCCCCAGUAACCAUCACACCAGUCGAUCUGUGGUCACUGUGCUCAGAUGUAAGAGGCAAACCCCACCUGUUGGCAAAGAGAUUAGUUUGGAGGUUAUUCACAGUUCAUCAGCUUUAUGGCAACCGGUUCAACAGUCUGGAUGAGGGCCUGACUACCAAGAUCCGGGAAGCCGUUAUGUGGUCGACAGAGUGCAACAGGGAGCACUGGGACAAAAAGUGUGUGCCUUUUAUCAACAAUGGCAUCCGGUACCUCUUCAACGAGAAACUCCGCAAGUAUGAGCAUCUCCUGAACCACACCUGCCCUCCAACUGAAGCCCACAUGGAAUCAGAGCAGCCUUGUAUGGACCUUGUGCCAGUCUAAGAGAAAUGGAAUGUUCUUGCCAAAAUCUAGUCUUGCAAAGCUACAAAAUUCUAUAAAUGAAUGUGUCUCUGACAGAAGUGAUGUAUAUACCAGUGAAUAUGUGCGACUCUCCUUAAUUCAAUGUGUGUGAUUUUAUUGAAGCAUUCCUCUGAACUGUGUUUACUGUCUAGUAUCCUUGCAAGAAGACAACUUCUUUAGUACUCCAUAAACUGAAUAUCUGGUCUUUGACUUUUUGUUCAUUUAUUAUUGAUUAACUCAGUGAUAAUGUCAUAAAGUAAAGAAGACAUUUGCAUUGAGAGUGUGUGUAAAAAAAAAAGAGCUAUACAUGUAUACGACUUAAUGUAAAUAUAUGUUCUGAAAUCUUGAGGAAAAUGUUUCUGUAACAGAGAUUAUCAUGAAAUG